Messenger RNA from Linum tenue, 699 nucleotides. The record is from the annotation of a GenBank genome assembly. Lineage: Eukaryota; Viridiplantae; Streptophyta; Magnoliopsida; Malpighiales; Linaceae.
AUGGCGCUUAUGCUCUCUUCACAGACCGGCGCCGUCCUCCAAGCUCCUCCGCUCCACAGGCACAAUCCCGGCAGGAUCCCGGCCGCCGCAUCUCUACCAUUGCCGAAACCUCUUCUCCCGAGACUUUCACUCUCCCAUCGAAUUAAUGCCCCAAAGCCCAGGGUUAGGGUUUUGGCUGCGCUAUCCUCGCAAUCCUCGCCAGUCCCCACGCUGUCUCCUCCAUCCGAUUCCCAAAUCGCGCUCACCGGAGCAACUCGGACGGUCGCCACAAUCGUAACCCUAGCCUUGUCCCUGUCGCGCCUGCUCGUCAACAAGCUCGCUCUGUCGGUGCCGGGAUGUGCGAUCGGCUCGGGAGCGGCGGUGGUUCGCUCCGCCGGCCCUCUCUUCUUCGCGGCGCUCAAGGACCGCCCCAGCGGAUAUCUCAACACCCCGUUGACCGUGGUGGCGGCGGGGCUGGCGAAGUGGCUGGAUAUCUACAGUGGCGUGCUGAUGGUGAGGGUGCUGCUGAGUUGGUUCCCGAACAUCCCGUGGGAGCGGCAGCCAUUGUCGGCUAUAAGGGACCUGUGCGACCCGUACCUCAACUUGUUCAGGAAUAUCAUCCCUCCCAUUUUCGAUACCCUGGAUGUGAGCCCGCUGCUGGCUUUUGCUGUUCUGGGGACGCUUGGGUCUAUUCUCAACAGCAGCAGGGGAAUGUAUUGA